This is a messenger RNA of Misgurnus anguillicaudatus (oriental weatherfish), 1248 nucleotides long. RefSeq names its product transmembrane protein 150Ab (gene tmem150ab). NCBI's taxonomy places the organism in Eukaryota, Metazoa, Chordata, Actinopteri, Cypriniformes, Cobitidae. The record is from RefSeq and is a predicted model, not a curated record. Gene Ontology annotation, biological process: protein localization to plasma membrane. Gene Ontology annotation, cellular component: plasma membrane.
ACGAAGAUCAGGAUGAGGGCGCCGCCUGUUGAUCAAGGCUGGUUGUACAUCAGCUUGAGAUGCAGGAGCUUUUACGGAGUCACAGGGAUACAGCAGCAGCAUCCGCUCGCGAGCCGCGGGGCCUGCGUUUCCAUUAGCUGUUGAGAAUCGGAGGGACUACAGAUGUAGCCAAAGGAGCAUCGCUUUGCCCCGCUGGUCCUCACAUCCCUGCACUGCAUGGCUUCACCUGCUGGGGUCUUUCAUCGUGUUUCCAUAACCCCAGUCCUGCACACCCUCAUGCUGGGGUUGCAGGCCUUGCACAGACUGACCAAUGACUGCCUGGAUUGUUUUGCCUGUCAGCCUGUCUGCCUUCUCCAUCACUGGGAUAUGGAUUGUUUAUGCCAUGGCAGUAAUGAACCAUCAUGUCUGUCCCGUUGAGAACUGGUCAUACAAUUUGACAUGUACAGAGGAAACAGCGAAGAGGGGCUUUCCAAAGACCUGCUGCACUCUUCAAGACAUCCCGCUUAUCAGUAAAUGUGGUUGCUAUCCACCAGAGAGCUGCCUCUUCAGUUUGAUUGGCAAUGUUGGGGCUUUCAUGGUGGUUAUGGUGUGCAUGCUGCGUUAUGCUCAAGUGAUUGAGCAUAGCCAUCACUGUUGGACCAACACAAGUGCUUUGGUGUCUGGGUGCAUUAAUGCCCUUGGUCUGGUCAUGGUGGGCAACUUUCAGGUUGAUCAUGCCAAGACUCUUCAUUAUGUGGGAGCUGGUGUGGCAUUUCCAGCAGGUCUGCUGUUUGUGUGCCUGCAGUGUGUUUUGACGUACCGUAUAGCAGAGACCAUGCUGGACUACUGGAUGGCUCAUGUGCGUGUCGCUCUUUCAGCUGGAGCUCUGAUAUCACUUGUUCUCAGUGGAAUCUUCUUUGUCCAUGAGAGCUUUGUGUUACAACAUGCCGCGGCUAUCUGUGAAUGGGUCUUUACUGUGCUGGUUUUGGUCUACUAUGGCACCUUCACCUAUGAGUUUGGCACUGUCAACAGCGAUACCAUAAUGGCAGCCUUAAUGAAACGCAGUGAACAUCACCAUCCGAGUUCAGGGGUCAUCAUGGGUGGUAUCGGGAAAGGUGUUGCAAUGGGUUGUGGGGCCCGCAGCCUAAAGUCUUCUGGAGGCAGUAGCACCUCCACACACCUCAACUGUACGCCAGAAAGCAUUGCCAUGCUUUAGGUCUUAAGCGAAACAGUAUUCUAUCAGACCUCAAUACAUCAAUCCUUUUCUUA